This is a messenger RNA of Micropterus dolomieu (smallmouth bass), 1613 nucleotides long. RefSeq lists its product as uncharacterized. The transcript has 3 exons. Lineage: Eukaryota; Metazoa; Chordata; Actinopteri; Centrarchiformes; Centrarchidae. The coding region runs from base 76 to 927 and encodes 283 amino acids. The record is from RefSeq and is a predicted model, not a curated record.
UUCUGUCCUCCCAACUUUGCUGUUAACGACGGUGGAACUACAUUAUUGCUGUCGGAAACGUUCUUUCGCCAUAGUAUGUCCGAACAAAAGCAAAAUAGGAAACAGAAACGCAAAGACAGAGCUCUAGUGCUGAAGCUAACGGACCACAACUACCUUGCUAGCCAAAAAGAAAACAACGGCGGGAAAAUGGACGACGACUUUUCAACGGACUCGGAGGCUGCUACACCGGUUGGUAGCCCCUCUUCCAGCCCUGCCUUCAAAGUAAAAAGGAAAGAAAAGAGCGACUUGUCCCUGGAGGAUCUUCAGGCUAACAUUCUAGCUGCAGUUAACCAGAGAGCUGAUAACCUGGAAAUGAUGGUAAGAGACAACAAGUCAGGCAUCGAAGAGCUGAAAACCUCCAUGAAUUUUGCCUUCGCCGAAAUCGAAGCUUUGAAAAAUGACAACAAAAAGUUAUCUGAGCUCUGCAACAGUAAUGAAAAAACUAUAAAACUCAUGGAAAUUCGGCUCACUGAGACUGAAAGAUACAGGCGGAGAUGGUCUCUAAGGCUGUAUGGGCUACCAGAGGAAAAGGAGGAAAAUGUAAAAAGAAAGGUGAUAGACAUUUGUCAGCAGAUUGCUCCUAACCAAAAUAUGAAUCAAGCCAUUGAUGUCGUACACCGAAUUGGAAGGAGGGACGCUGGCAACACGCAUCCUCGCUCCGUGAUCAUCCUCUUUGCCUUCCGCACAGUGAGGGACGACACCUGGAAAAAUGCACGAAAACACACUUUCCUGAGGGAGAAGAGGCUCCGCUUUGGCGAGGAUCUCACUCAGGCUGACAAGAAGACCCGAGAGAGGCUGUGGCCCCGCAUCGAAGAAGCGAGGAAACAAGGAAAGCGAGCUUUUUUCAGAGGAACCCGAGCCUUCAUAGAGGAUGUGGAGAUCCUUUAAGAGGGUUCCUAAUGAGCUACACUAGGACGUUGUUGUAAACUCUGAACCUGUGCCCUAUCUUUCUGUGGCUGUUUUAAGGGUCUUCACUCACACCCCGAUCCUUCAGGCUCAGCUGUGACGAGGUCCACAAGAUGAGGAGUACAAAGACUCCCAGACCAAGCCUCCCAAGUCCUGCCAUAAGGCUCCGACCUCCUAGCCUCACUCCCAGAAAGGAGCGGCUCGGCCCAACAACAAUAAGGAUAGCACCAGAAUAUUUUCCUGAGAUUCAGUCACUUUCUGUCACUCGGACAAUCAAACACUCUGAGACCUCCAGAUUAAAGGAGCUGUUCUGAUAACGGCACCUGUCAGGUAGACGUCCUGCAGGGUUUCGGGGGUCUUAAAAAGUCUAAAAUUUCAAUCAAAUUUAAGGUCUCCCUGUCUGCUCCCCUGAGUUUAUCCAUCAGCAGUAGGUUAAGUUUUAUAAAGUUGCCAAAAAGACAAAGAACUAAAGAACUCUUUAAUUACGUAGCUUGUCAAUAUCAUCGUUCAUCCACUCAACCCUAAUUUGAAUACAUUGAUUUACAAAGAAUGAAAACAAACUGAUUAUCAAAAUUGUUACUGGUUAAUUAUCUGAUGAAGCAGUCACUUACUUUGUCUAUUCAACUUUAUGCAAGAUGUGCCUUAAUUUGUGUCUGUUAAAUGUAGAA